AUUAGAUUUGUAUGGGAAAGCGCAGACACGGAGGUACACAAGGUGCUUAUUGCGAAUAAGUCAAAUUCUUCGGCCUAAAAUGAGCCAAUAAAUAGAAGGGAUAAACGGUAAACCGCCGAAUGAUUAAAUACUGUGUUCCGUAACCGCCGUACAUUUAUAUCUGGCAUUGGUUGUAAGUAAGCGCUCCUCGGGGUGCCGUGGCCGCAAAUUUCUCAGGCCGCAAAUUUGUUUUUUUGUUGCUGGGGAGGAGACCGUUCGUUCACCUCGCUGCUGUUAUGUGCUGCUUGGGCUUUGCUCGAGCAAUUGCAUAAGAACGUCCUUAUGUUGAAUCCAUUAUCCUGUCGGAUCUAUAGGGUGGAUUGAGGACACAUCGCGGCUUUGAAGGAUGGAUGUGGAAUUGUGUGCUGGCGGGCACAGCACCCGAAGAAAGAUGGAUUCAGCUGGCGAAGGGACAGUGGAGGUUGUACCUUUGGAAUUGUACGACUCUGCCAGAGCAAAAAUAGACGCCAACCUACGGUGGCUGUUCGCCAAAGCCUAUGGAAUUGACCACAUCCCAGAGGACCUGCGGGACCCAUUCUACACAGACCAGUAUGAGCAAGAGCACAUCAAGCCCCCCGUCCUCCACCUGCUGCUGUCCUGUGAGCUCUACUGCCGUGUGUGUGCCCUCAUCCUAAAGACGGACCAGGCCGCCUCGCUGCAGUCACACCUGUCAGUUAUCCAGGCCCUGAGCCGUAAAGGGAUCUAUGUCAUGGAGAGUGAUGACACACCUGUCACAGAGGCUGACCUCGCCUGUGUGCCCAUCAAAAUGAGUGCCCACAUGCCGAUGGUUGAUGCCCUGAUGAUGGCCUACACGGUGGAGAUGAUCAGCAUAGAGAAGGUGGUGGCCUGCGUUAAACGCUUCUCCACCUUCAGCGCCUCCAAGGAGCUGCCCUUUGACCUGGAGGACGCCAUGGUAUUCUGGAUCAACAAGGUGAACCUGAAGAUGAGGGAGAUCACAGAGAGAGAGCUUAAAGUCAAGCAUCACCCGCUGGAGUCUCCCAAUCACCAGAAGGUGCGGUACCGCAGGGAGCACACGUCAGGGCGCCAGUUGCCCUUCUUCCCCCUGCUGGAGGACCUGAUGAGGGAUGUGUGUGAUGGAGCCGCGCUCCUCACCGUGGUCCACUACUACUGCCCCAACCUCAUGAAGCUUGACGAUAUAUGCCUGAAGGAGGUGACCUCCAUAGCUGACAGUCUGUAUAACAUCCAGCUGCUCAAGGAGUUUGCCAACGAGUAUCUCAACAAGAGCUUUUACCUAACAAUAGAAGAUAUGCUCUACUCUCCACUGGUGCUCAAGCACAAUGUGAUGGUGUUCAUUGCCGAGUUCUUCUGGUGGUUUGAGACGGUCAAGCCAGAGUUUGUCCAACCCAGGACUGAGGAGUUCAAAGAUGCCCGAGCCAUGGCUCAGCCGAAGAGUGCCCGUCCCUCAGUGCCCAUCUCCAACGCCACCAAGCGAAGCUUCCAGGUGACCCCUGGCAUCACCGAGGCCUCUCUGUCUGUCUCUGCCCAGAGCAGCCCUGAUGUCUCCAACAGGUACUUCCUGCACCCUGCUGAAGACCCUGACCCUCUUACUAAAGGAGGUCCUGCUGCAGCCUUCAGCACCUCCCACCCACUCCUCCCUCUGAGGCAGCGACAACAGAAGCAGCAACAGGGAGAGGAUGGAUCAGGUAGCUGUAUGGUCAGUGUUUUGUCUGUGUGUCUAGGAAUUAGAAACCGCUCCAACUCCUUGGAGAACAGACAGCCACGAGGCUCAGUGCAGGCCUGGCCUGACAAGAGACAGAGGCCAAUGUCAACUCUCAACCCAUACACGUUUGGUAUCUCAGCCACCGACAGCGACGCUGAUAUAGCCUCUGGGGACAGUGUGAGUCUGGCCCGCUCCAUCAGUAAAGACAGCCUGGCCUCUAACGUAGCCAACCUCACCCCCAAACACCAGGGUCUCACCCCCCAGGGCCACACCCUGAUCGGACCCGCCCAGGUAGGCCGUGCUCCAGUCAGCCCUGCACCCCGCCGAGUCAACGGCCACGGCCUGCUGGGAAACGUCAACAUGGAGGAGGAGCAGCUUGUGUCGGUGAUGAGGACUGAUGCGUCAACAGCUCUCCCCAGUCAGGGAGAGGUGAUGCAGCCAACUGCUGGGGCCAGGCCCAAGGAUAGCUUUUACUUAGAACCACUGAUGCCUGCUGUGUUGAAAUCGGCAAAAGAGAAGUCUGUAUGCCUGAAUAAGGAGGAGGAGAGUGGAGAGGUGGGCCGAUCGUGGGGAGCGGGGUCUAUCCGGAGAGUAGAGGGGGUGCCUGGACUCGCGGCGUCGGCCAGGAGGAAAAUCCCCACCAGCCUAAAUCGGACCUCUACUCCCACUUCUAGUGGGGAGUUUGCCGUGUCUACUGAAGCUUCAGUGGCUGGGCCACCCCAGGGACAAGGAGCCUGCAAAAACCUGGUCACCAGUAGUGUGGACCCCUCCUGCAGAGAGCCAUCUGGGGGCUUCUACCUCCACUCUGACAGUGACAACCAGAAUCUUGGUCAGGACCUGGAGCCAGACCUGGACGAGGCUGAUGAGGAGGACCUGGAUGAAGCUCUCACCACCAAGGACCCAACCAGGCCUCGGAAGGCCUUCGACGAGGAGGAAGAGUCAGCCAAGCUGCAGGAGGACCUGAAGGAGAAAGAGGACAAGGAUAAAGGGGAUGAUGGUGGUAGUGGACGCUCCAGCCCUUGUCUCAGCACCCACUCCCAGGCCAGCAGCCUGGCCAGCGGCAGCGUACGCAUGACCAGCUUCGCUGAACGCAAGGCCCAGCAGCGCUUUGGCAGCAACCAUGACCUGCGACCCAGCGCAUCCAGCUCCCAAAGGACCACCCCAGACGGCUCCGAGUGCAGCGGGCCCCUCUCUCUGCCCACCUCCUGGAGGCUGAAGAGGGACCAGAGCCCCUCCUCGCCCCAGGGGGGGCGGGGGGACGGUGGCACCAACUUGCUGGCAUCUGAGCUGGUCCAGCUCCACAUGCAACUGGAGGAGAAGAGGAAGGCCAUCGAGCACCAGAAGAAGAAGAUGGAGGUGCUGUCAGCCAGACAUAGACAGAAGCUGGGCAAGGCUGCCUUUCUGCACAUCGUCAAGAAGGGCAAGAGCGAUACCCUGCCCCACCCGCUCAAACCAGACUACUACUCCAAAGAGGAGCUCAACGGGGACAAAGGGGGGAGCUCGAAAGAUGACUCGUGCCUGGACGCACUGAGAGGGGCCAAAGAGACAGAGUCUGCCACCUCGCCAGUCCCAGAUGCCUUAGAGACAGUGGAAAGGAAGUGCAGCGGUAGCCCCGGUCUGCUGCUGGACGAAGAACUGGACCUGAACGAAUGUAACCGCUCCAUUGAGAUGCUGAAUGACGCUAUCGGCAGCAUCCAGCAACAGAUGAUGCAGCUGUCCCUCCAGCAGGACCUGCUGAUGAAACAGAAUGUACAGUCCCCUCCCGGCCCCCCUCCUCCCAACGACAAGACCAGCGGCUCUGAACCAAAGGCCCAAUCUGCCGCCCACUUUGUGGAGAUGGGCAGCGGCGCACCAACCACAGGUACAGCACCAACCAGGAAACCCCCCAAGCUGACCUCGGCCAGAGGCCCAAGGUCCAAGCCGUCUGAGCUGAAGCUGUUCAAGGAGCACGGGCGGCAGGGCCUUACCUCCAGCAGGGCAAUCACCCCCACACACAGCCUCGAGACCCUGCCCCACUUGAGGCAGUUCCCUGGGGGCAGGUCCCCCAGGGCAGACCCCCCUGACACCAGAACCUCUGUUGGAGGAGAGACAGUCGGUGUGCAGGACAAGCCUGGACGGAGCGCCACCUUUAGGCUCAACGAUGAGGCUAACCUACGCACAGUGGCCCGUAUCGACCCGGUAAAUGUCACCCCAGAAGUGUCCUUUGAGUGCCUGUCCAGUACCUUGAGGGAGGGGGAGCUGAAUUCCUCGGACGGCUCGGGGAAGGAGAACGUCCCCUUAGAGGUGUCAUGGAGCAAAGCCCCCCUGAUAGAGGUGGACCUGUCAGACCUGAAGGACCCAGAGGAGAUGGAGGGAGACUGUGGUCAAAACAGCACCAUGGAUGGGGAAGACGGAGAACAGAAGUCUGGCCUGGGAUUCUUCUUCAAGGAUGAACAGAAGGCGGAGGAUGAGCUGGCUAAGAAGAGGGCAGCGUUUCUCGUAAGGCAGCAGAAGAAGGCUGAGGAUGCCCGGUUACGCAAACUACAGCUGGAGGCAGAGACUGAACAGAAGCGGGAAGAGUCCAGGCGGAAGGCGGAGGAGGACCGGAUGAGGAAGGAGGAGGAGAAGGCCCGUAGGGAGCUGAUCAAGGAGCAGUACCUGAGGAGGAAGCAGCAGGAGCUGAUGGAGGAGCAGGGCCUUGGCAGCCCAGCCAAGCCCAAGACCCCCAAGACCAAGCCUAAGAAACCCAGUCACCAGACUCACAGACCCAAGUCUGCGUUCAGCAGAGAGGAGUCGUCCAGCGACACCUUCUCUUCCAAGUGCUCUUCUUCUACACCUGACAACCUGAGCAGUGCCCAGUCAGGCUCCAGUCUGUCCCUGGCCUCCGCUGCCACCACUGAGGCAGACAGCGUUAACUCUGGAGGAGCAGGAUCCCAACGUGGUGAGUCUGAGUCUUUCCCAGGCCUGAGUCGGAACGCCAGUCGAAACACGGAGAGAGACUGGGACAACGGCUCCACUGCAUCUUCAAUCAACUCCAUGGCAGAAUACACUGGUCCCAAGCUGUUCAAGGAGCCCAGUUCCAAGUCCAACAAGCCCAUCAUCUUCAACGCGAUCUCUCACUGCUGCCUGGCUGGCAAGGUCAAUGAACCCCAGAAGAACACCCUGCUGGAGGAGCUGGAGAAGGUUGAGGCCCACCACCUGAUGAUCCUGUUCAGGGACGGGGGCUGCCAGUUCCGGGGAGUCUACUCCUUCUUCCCAGACACGGAGGAGAUCCUCAAGCUGACUGGCACGGGCCCCAAGAGCAUCAGCAAGAAGAUGAUUGACAAGCUCUACAAGUACAGCUCGGACCGCAAGCAGUUCACCGUCAUCCCCGCCAAGACUGUGUCGGUCAGCAUAGACGCCAUCACCAUCCACAACCACCUGUGGCAGGCCAAGAGAACCACUGUGCCAAAGAAGAGCGGGAAAUAAUCUGUGGAGGCCCUUGGAACUCUGGGGUUCCAUUCCACUCCAUGGUUGUCCUAGGUUCCAUUCCACCCUGCUCUCCUGGAUGAACUGCAUUGAUGUCCACAGCCAAUAAACUCCCUCUAUCAAGCUGAAGGAGAGGCCACGUGUUUGGACAGACACGUGGCCCCUUCAGUUCACACUAAUGUGGGGGCAUGGAUGGAUGUAUGCAUCUGUGCUGGUGGCCUGCGAGUGGGAUUGUCAUCUGCAUGAACCAAUAUGGAGGGUCCUCUUUGUCUGGAUCUCAAUGUAUUCUGUUCAGGGUGUCCAUCGAUCAAUUCAUUCGGUUCUGUUUUUCUAAAGACUCUUAAGAGAAGCAUGUGGCAUUUUUUUUUCUUUCAUGUGGUGGAUUUCUUUUUACUUGAAGUAUUUAUUGGUUUGGCACUGAAUGGUUGAGCUCAGCUGCAGCGUACAUACAGUAGUCCACACAACACUACCCCCCCCCCCCCCCUCGCUCUUAUUGGACUGGUUAUGACCCUACGAACACCACUCUCGCUCUUGUUGGAGGGGGUGGGUUGUUCAAAAUUUCUCUACUGCAAAAUAUGACCUGAAAGGACCUUAUGUCCCUUCAGGACUUAAAGGACCGUUCUGCUGCAACAAAACAAUCUGCAGUCGAACACACUAGAACUCAUCUACCAGACGAGCAUCGCCAACCUUGCCUCUCCAGUUAUCUUUCUGUCCAAUGUGCUGCUUUGAUCUCCUGUUUGUUACCUGGGCUCCUCCCAGACCAUCUGCUGGCCUUCUUCAUGCGUCAUAGUGGUACUGUCAACUGUCUAUUUAUUCAAACGUCAACCGCUUUUAAAUGCAUAUCAGCCUGUUGUAGCACUGUCUAUCUGGUGUGUAGAAUUAUGAUGGUCGUUUUUAAACUACUCGUCUACUCGCCUUUUAACCCCCUCAAACGAGGGUGUGAAGACGAUGAAUAAUAGGCUUUGGUACUGUCGAAAAAUGUCACAACGCUUUUUUUUUUUUUUUUUUUGUUAUUUUUUUUUAUAUUGAGCAGUGUGGUUGGUUAUACAGCAAUUGAGCUGAUGAUAUGUGUUUUUCAUCAUAACAUACAUGAAUCUGUCUGACAUACGUUAGCUAGUUAGAGCUAGUCGUGUUUCUCUUCACUGGGCACUACUAUGUCCUGUAUAAAGGUGCACUCCACUCAUGAUCACGUUUCAAAGGCUUUUAUCAUGCAAUGUACCCCCCUCCCUUCUAUCCCAUGAGUGAUCGGCUACCCACCAGGGGUGUGGGGUCCAUUCCAUUUCAAUUCAGGAAGUAAACUAUCAUUUCAAGUCCAUUGGAAUUAAAAUGUUGGCUUAGUUCCUAAAUGAACUGAUUUGACCCCAACCCUGCUACCCACCCAGCUUUCUCCCCUCCCCUUCUGCAUCCCUUUCCCCAGAGAGCUGGAUGCUCUUGUUCUGAAGAGUGUGUGCGCCCUGCUGUAACCGGUUUGAAUGACAUUAUUUCAUAUAUUCAUAAUGGGUUACUCUGUGGGACUGUGGUCUAUUUAUUUACCUACCAACCAACAUUAAAGAACAUUCCUGAAAGGUGUCAACAAACACUGCCACAAUUUUCCAUUUUUCUCUGUCCAAGUGCUUAUUAUUAGAUACCAUAUGUUGGCCUCAAGAACAACUAAUAAGUGUUGCACGUGCACUUUACUUACUGAGUAUAAAAAAAAGUGGAAUUCAACUUUAAACGGACAUUUGAAACAUAUUGCAAACAAACAGAACAUGGUCUAGUUUUUUAAAACUGAACUCCUGUACACUCCCAACAGAGAAACACUACCCUUCCCGAACUUAAACAAAACACUAAGAUUUAACACUGAGCAGUCGAUUUUAAGAAGUCCUCGUUUCUUCACUACUACGGCUGUCUCCAAAAAUACGUAGAAUACCUGAUUUAUAAUUUGGUUUAUUUUUUUAAUAUAUCUUUUCAAUGUUAGUGUUUUUAUGUUUACUAAAAGAUUGUAUAGGCAUUGAUGACCAUUUGUUGUUACUGUAUGCAAUUUCCAUCCCUGUUCAUUUUACUAUUUCUUUCAGAUCAUACCAUCUAUUUAUUUUAAACGGACGCACUGAAACUGAAUAAAAUUUUCAAGUUAAUAAAACACAUUUUCAUCUU
Salvelinus namaycush (lake trout) is the source of this 7300-nucleotide messenger RNA. RefSeq names its product calmodulin-regulated spectrin-associated protein 1-B-like. NCBI's taxonomy places the organism in Eukaryota, Metazoa, Chordata, Actinopteri, Salmoniformes, Salmonidae. Gene Ontology annotation, cellular component: microtubule minus-end. Gene Ontology annotation, biological process: cytoplasmic microtubule organization; neuron projection development; negative regulation of microtubule depolymerization. The record is from RefSeq and is a predicted model, not a curated record. The coding region runs from base 386 to 5167 and encodes 1593 amino acids. The transcript is spliced from 18 exons. Gene Ontology annotation, molecular function: calmodulin binding; spectrin binding; microtubule minus-end binding.